GUAUACGGUAUACUUAAUCUCCAUUGUUAAGCUGCUUUCGUCCAUAGUCUUUGCUUCCCAUCAUGUCCUCAACAAAUUCCCAUGUCAUAACAUGCAAAGGCAUUGUAAGUUGGGGAAAAGGGGAGCCAUUGAAGGUUGAAGAGAUACAAGUAGAACCACCAAAAUCAUAUGAAGUUCGAGUUAAAAUGCUAUAUGCCAGUGUUUGUCACACUGAUUUAUUGUUUGCCAAUGGAUUCCCAAUUCCUGUUUUUCCUCGAGUAAUGGGUCAUGAAGGUGUGGGGGUGGUGGAGAGCAUUGGAGAGGGAGUGACAGGACUGAGAGAAGGGGACCUUGUGAUUCCGACCCAUGUAGCAGAGUGUAGAACGUGUGAGAAUUGUAUGUCUGAAAAGACCAAUUUAUGCUUAAAAUACCCAAUAAGCUACAAUGGAUUAAUGCUGGAUGGCAGUUCAAGGAUGACCAUCGGAGGUCAAACUGCCUACCAUGCAUUUUCAUGCUCAACAUGGUGCCACUACAUGGUUAUCAACCUCAACUUCCUUCUCAAGAUUGACCCAAAAACUCCACUUCCCGAUGUUACCUUCCUUUCAUGUGGGUUUUCAACCGGAUAUGGGGCUGCUUGGAAGGAACCCAUGCUUCAAAAUGCCUCAUCUGUUGCUGUUUUUGGCCUUGGACCUGUUGGCUUGGGGGCCAUCAAGGGAGCCAAAAGUCAAGGUGCUAUUAAAGUAAUUGGCAUAGACAAGAACCCAAUGAAAGAAGCAAAGGGGCAAGCAUUUGGAAUGACGGAUUUCAUAAAUCCCGAGCAAUCUGAUAAACCUAUUGCCGAAUUAGUGAAGGAUUUAACAGGUGGAAUGGGCGUUGAUUAUAGCUUAGAAUGCACAGGGGUUCCACCCCUCAUCAAUCAAGCCAUUCUAUCCACAAAACUGGGAACAGGAAAAAUCAUACAAAUAGGAGUACCAGAAGAGGCAAAUGUAAACAUAAACAUCUUAGAGCUUUUAUUUGGAAGAACAUUGAAGGGGUCAAUUUUUGGAGGGCUCAAACCCAAAACCGACCUUCCAAUUAUAUUUGAAAAAUGUAAAAACAGGGAAAUCCAGCUUGAUGAACUUAAGAGUCAUGAGAUUAAGCUGGAAGACGCAAACAAAGUUUCUGAGUUGUUGAAGCAACCAGAUUGCGUCAAGAUUUUGAUCAACAUUUGACUCCUCUUACUCAUGUUUACCACAUAAAUGAAGCAACGCCAUGUUUAAAUUGCUAUUUCUUUCUUUUUCUAUGUUUACUUGCUAAUAACUUGAUCGCCUGGUGGCAAAAGUAUUUGUAUUGUGGCAUAAGACCUUGAGUUUAAUAGUUUAAUAAAGUCGUUUGUCUUCAGUCUCUCUUAAUUUUAAAAUUGAGUAAAUUAACUCCUCUCAAAAAA
This is a messenger RNA of Gossypium arboreum, 1405 nucleotides long. RefSeq names its product 8-hydroxygeraniol oxidoreductase-like. NCBI's taxonomy places the organism in Eukaryota, Viridiplantae, Streptophyta, Magnoliopsida, Malvales, Malvaceae. The transcript has 7 exons. Gene Ontology annotation, cellular component: cytosol. The coding region runs from base 63 to 1190 and encodes 375 amino acids. Gene Ontology annotation, biological process: formaldehyde catabolic process. Gene Ontology annotation, molecular function: S-(hydroxymethyl)glutathione dehydrogenase [NAD(P)+] activity; zinc ion binding. The record is from RefSeq and is a predicted model, not a curated record.